AUGUGUCCGCCUUGCAAUGGCUCUGGGCCGAUAGAGCUUGAGAAAUCCCACCAUGCCCCGCCAACGAUAGCCAUCCAGACGUCAGACGAUGUCCCUGACGCUGGUUUACGGAGUCUAGAUCAUUACAAGCGCAAGCUUCCACCAUGGCGAUACAAGUUGCGACAACAACUGCUACCCUUGAUCCGAUGGGAAACUCCUUAUCUAGCAUGGAUGCAGGACAAGAUGAGGUCUCCGGCAUUGGAUUCCUACUUUGCAAUUACGGCCAAUUUGGGCACGCAUACAUUUUUCAUGGUCGUUCUGCCGAUUCUGUUCUGGUGCGGACAUACAUCUCUGGGUAAAGGAUGUAGGAUGGUUCAUAUUCUUGCUAGUGGGGUGUUCUUUACUGGCAUGUUGAAAGACUUUUUCUCACUGCCUAGACCAUUAUCGCCACCUCUCCAUCGCAUUACUAUGUCAGGAUCAGCUGCUCUUGAAUAUGGCUUUCCUUCAACACAUUCCGCGAAUGCAGUUUCCGUGGCUGUAUAUGCUCUCUUCAGCAUACACUCACCGGAUUGCCAAUUGCAAGCCACUACAAAGACCAUUUUAGAAGUAGUGAGCUACUCAUAUGCCGUUUCCAUCAUUCUAGGACGCCUUUAUUGUGGGAUGCAUGGGUUCAUAGAUGUCAUAAUUGGUAGUAUUAUGGGAGCAUUGAUUUCCGUGAUAGAAUGUCUCUACGGCGCAAGGUUCGACAUAUGGCUCCACAGCAGCUCCUGGUCAGCACCAGCAAUCAUUGCCGUGGCAAUCAUCGUUCUAAUUCGCAUCCAUCCCGAGCCAGCUGAUGAUUGCCCGUGCUUCGACGACAGUGUUGCCUUCGCAGGAGUUGCAAUGGGCAUUGAGCUUGGCUCAUGGCAUUACGCUGCGAGCGAUUGGGCGUGGGACUUCCCUGUAUCGGCAACAGUACCCUUCGACCUCGAGCAUAUGGGCUGGCCAACCGCAAUAGUGCGCGUUGUUGUCGGAGUCCUGGUAAUAUUUGCCUGGAGAGAAGUCAUGAAGCCGGCGUUGCUCAAAGUUUUGCCUCACUUGUUCCGCGUGAUUGAAAACUAUGGUUUCAUCUUGCCUCGGAAGUUCUUUAUGCCUGCAUCUGAAUACAAUAUGAUACCUUCAAGAUUGAAGGUGGACAAUGUCAUGCCGUCUGUCUCUGACUUACCUGGCCUUCUCACCUCAAUUCGACAUCCUGGGCGUGGUCGCGCUGUUUCUGUGGGGCCUCAAUCUGCCGCCGAUGCGUACGAAACUCUGGCAUAUCGAGAGAAGAGGCGGAGAGAUAGCUUGACCAAUUCAUCGGAGGUUGAUUCAGCAGUACAAUUACCUCAGUCAGGACGGCGAUCACCAAGUCGGUCCAGAGAUUACUCUCCUUUCGCCACAAAUAAUGCCGACAAGGAUGGGUCUGUUUCCCAAGUAUCUGGAAUUUCUGCAUCACUCGGCGUGGCAGGUGCCGGGAAUUUGCCUACGCCAGCGCAGUCAAGGGUCAACUCAUACGAGCAGAUGAUGGGCCAGGGUCAAGUAAUGUUUACACCUGCAACGCCUCCGCCAGGAUUGGUAGUUACAAAUGAUGAUGAUGAUGGCGCGGAAAUAACUGUUGGUCAACAUAAUGAGCUGGAAGAGAAAGAAAUGUUCUCUAAGCUUGAAAAGCCUCGAGUCAGAUAUGAUGUUGAAGUUGUCACUAAACUUGUUGUUUAUACUGGAAUCGCAUGGUUGGCCGUUGAGAUCAACCCCAUGAUAUUUGAGAUUAUUGGUUUGGGGAUGGGUUCACAUCGCCCACUUCGAUGA
Lachnellula hyalina is the source of this 1803-nucleotide messenger RNA. It is a transcript of the gene SPAC823.11, whose product is annotated as Dihydrosphingosine 1-phosphate phosphatase. The coding region runs from base 1 to 1803 and encodes 600 amino acids. NCBI's taxonomy places the organism in Eukaryota, Fungi, Ascomycota, Leotiomycetes, Helotiales, Lachnaceae. The transcript has 4 exons. Gene Ontology annotation, cellular component: endoplasmic reticulum membrane. The record is from RefSeq and is a predicted model, not a curated record. Gene Ontology annotation, molecular function: sphingosine-1-phosphate phosphatase activity.